Messenger RNA from Ceraceosorus bombacis, 1138 nucleotides. The record is from the annotation of a GenBank genome assembly. Lineage: Eukaryota; Fungi; Basidiomycota; Exobasidiomycetes; Ceraceosorales; Ceraceosoraceae.
CUCAAAGCGCGGUAAGAGCUCAAGCAUCCAGCUCCGUCAGUGCCCAAAGCGCCGUCAUUUGCAGGAGCACCACCAUUGUGGACUGCGACGACGGCCGCUCGCUCGCCUUGUGAGCAGAGGGCUGGUCACACGACAUGGUUCAAUGACCGACUGCCCUGGUCAACUUGAUCAGACCACAUCCACAUCCGUGAUUCUUCUUCAUUUGCCUCCGAGCGUUCCCUACUCAAAGGCACACCGACAGGAAGUCCGCUGAAGGACCGCGCUCGGAUUGGUCCGCUUCCAGCCACAGCCAUUACUCAGCAAUACACCCAACGCUGAAUACCAGCCACGGCCACGGGGAUCUGUGCUCCGGACAUGACGAGAGUCUUUGAACGAGCAGAUAUGCGCAAAGCACACAGCCUACCCAAAAUCGAGCAGGGCUCACGGCAUAUUCACGCUAUGAAAGCAAGCGACCUAGGGCUGAUCUCACGUGCCGGCCAGCAAAAGUCGCUGGAGCAAUGCUCAGACAGUCCCCCGCCAGCAAGCUAAGGCCCCCAGUUGGACUGAGUACUGCGUAACCUCAGCACAUUCGCAAUCAAGAAUGAUGAUCGCUGAGCCCGAUUGCGCGCUGUCCGAUGCAAGAAGAGCCCCGACCAAUCAUUCAGGAUUGAUUAUGACAGGUUCAAGCAGUGCUUUGGCCCGCUCGCUCCAAAAAGGCCCAGCUGCGCUCGAGGCGUGGAGGUGGCUUGCCUCGCACCUGUCAUGCGAGAUGUGCCUGCCUCAAUGAAGCUCUACAUGCGCCUCUCCGUGCCUCAUCCCACCCUGACGAACGUGGCAGGCAUUGUCCCGCCAUUUGCGGGAUUGCCACGACCUGCACAGGGUAUCGCCGUCCUGCGUCUUCUCAGCCGCUAUUCGGUGCCCAGCAGAGCUCCGAGCAGGUCGCUGCCGCACGCUUAAUCAGCCACUCCAGCCGUUGCGCUACAGCAUUCAAUUCUCAUCACGCGUACAGAGGUUCAGAAUCGGAACAAGUUGCAGCUGUCGCGCAAAAGCGGACGAUGUUCACGAUUGAUAUGAGACGAUUGAGAGCUUUGCAAUUGUUAUGCCCAACUGUCGGCAUGCAGUGAGCACUGCAUCAUCGUUGCGGGUUUCAAUUGAGACC